Molecule: messenger RNA, 612 nt
Organism: Didymodactylos carnosus
Lineage: Eukaryota; Metazoa; Rotifera; Eurotatoria; Philodinida; Philodinidae
Source: the annotation of a GenBank genome assembly
AUGGCUUCGCGAAAGAAAGUCCUACUCAAAAUGAUCCUCUUGGGUGAUUCAACAGUGGGUAAAACAGCACUGAUGUAUCGAUUCGUCAAUCGCCGACAAUACAAAGCCACGAUUGGUGUCGAUUUUCUGACCAAAGAACUGCAAAUUGAUGAUCGUCUGGUGACAAUGCAAAUCUGGGAUACCUGUGGUCGAGAACGUUUUAAAAGCUUGGACGCGCCAUACUAUCGUGGUGCUGAUGGUUGUGUUCUUGUGAUGGAUGUCACCUGGCCGACCUCGUUCAAGUCACUAGAGGAUUGGAAAGAGAAAUUCCUCAUUGAAGGUGAUCCACGUGAACCAGAACAUUUUCCCUUCGUGGUUCUUGGCAAUAAGGUUGAUCUGGAAAAUCGCAUGGUUCAAACAUGUGAAGCACAGCGUUGGUGCGAAGAAAACAAUAAAAUUCCAUAUUUUGAAACAUCGGCCAAAGAAGGUGUCAACGUGGAAAAAGCCUUCGAAACGAUCGCACGCAAUGCUCUUGCUCGGCAAAAAGAAAUUGAUCAGCAAACGGAUUUCCCCAUACCCAUUCAUAUUCCUCAGCAAGAAGAACAGGCAAAGAAAGAGGGAUGCCUCUGUUAA